AUGCAUUUUGGAUCAGCUGAAUUGGUCUCAGGACUUCAUCUUUCUAUAACUGGCGUUCUGGGUUUCCGGACUGUGCAUCAGGUGGAACCGAAGGCCCAACUUCUGCUGGUUUCAGGUACAAGUACAUCAAAUGGUGGUGAUGCCCACACUUCAUCAAGUCCUGACCUCCAAAAAAAUGUUUCUACUAUUGGCGAAGAAAAGUUGAUUGAACAUCGUCAUGAAACCUGUGAAACUUCGGAUAUAUUGUUGACUCCAAAAUUCUUAGAAGAUGAUAAGAAUUCCGAAAGUAGAGCAGUAGGCAUUCAACAUGAUGGUAUUGCUGCUACUCGUUUGAAGGGAGUCCAACAGGCUGUUGUUCUGGCACACUGUCUCUAUAUCGAGCGGAGCACUCGGCAUGAUGAAAUGCAAAGGUGGGAAAUGGCCCCAUAUAUAGAGGCAAUUGACUCCCAGCAGUUGUCAUUCUUCAUGAUCCAGUGUUUUUGUGACAUACUACGUAUUCGAUGGGAGUCAACUCGUAAUCGCACAAAGCAGCGUGCUUUGGUUAUGAUGGAUAAACUGGUGGGAGAUAUAUUUACUAAGGUCCAGGGGGUCCAUGAACCUUCUGUUGGAGUUGCACAGCGGAUCCACUAUUGUUAUGGAGUCAAUAUUCCAACUAUUCCUGCACUUCGCAAGGAAUAUGGUGAUCUUUUGGUUAGUUGUGGAUUGGUUGGGGAGGCAGUUAAGGUUUUUGAGGAUCUUGAGCUGUGGGAUAAUCUAAUAUACUGUUACCGGAUGUUGGACAAGAAAGCGGCAGCUGUGGAUCUCAUUAAGACACAACUGUCUCAAAGGCCCAGUGACCCAAGGUUAUGGUGUUCCCUAGGUGAUAUUACAAAUAAUGAUGCCUGCUAUGAGAAAGCCCUAGAAGUUUCAGAGAAUAGGUCUGCUCGAGCAAAGAGGUCCCUUGCGCGUAGUGCAUACAACAGGGGGGACUAUGAGACAUCCAAAAUCCUAUGGGAGUCUGCAAUGGCACUAAAUUCAUUGUACCCAGAUGGAUGGUUUGGACUUGGUGCCGCUGCCUUGAAGGCUAGGGAUGUUGAGAAGGCAUUGGAUGGGUUCACGCGUGCUGUUCAACUUGAUCCUGAAAAUGGGGAGCAUGGAACAAUAUUGCUUGUUUCGUCUUGUUUCGCCUCAUCAUGGCAAAACUCACAAGAGUCAGUAGGACUUAGGAGGCAUAUGAUCAAGAGGAAAAGCAAAGAGGCUUUCAUUGCAUUUAAAGAAGCUCUGAAGUUUAAGCGAAACAGCUGGCAACUAUGGGAGAACUAUGGUCAUGUUGCUGCAGAUGUUGGCAAUAUAAACCAGGCAAUGGAAGCUGUUCAAAUGGUGUUAGAAUUGAGCAAAAAUAAAAGAAUUGAUGCUGAGUUAUUAGAAAGGAUAAUGCUAGAGAUUGAAGCACGAGUUUCAGCUAGCCAUUCUCCGUCUCCAGUAGCCACUAAUAAUGAUGAUUUUAGCAAUCACAGUCUUGCUGAUUCUGAUAUUCAUUAUGUGAAGGAGGUGACACGUUCAGAAAUAGACUUGGCAAGGACACGGGAAACUGAGCACUUGAUGGAGCUGCUUGGAAAAAUCUUGCAGCGGAUUGUUCGAAGUGCUGGGGGAGCAGAGAUAUGGGGAUUAUACGCAAGGUGGCACAAACUCAAGGGGGAUCUUACAAUGUGCUCUGAGGCCCUUCUAAAGCAAGUUAGAUCAUACCAGGGAUCUGAUUUGUGGAAAGAUCAAGAUCGUUUUAAGAAGUUUGUACAUGCUUCAUUGGAACUCUGUAGUGUGUAUAUGGAACUUGCUUCCCGUAGUGGUACACAUCGAGAACUGAUUGCAGCUGAGAUGCAUCUAAAGAGCACAAUUAAACAGGCAAGUGACUUGAUUUUACAUGCUGGGAAUUUCUCCAAAACAGAAGAAUUUAGGGACCUCCAGGCUUAUCUUGAUGAGGUGCAAAACAAAUUGCGAGCUAGUUCAGAAUCCGCUGCAUGA
This is a messenger RNA of Ilex paraguariensis (yerba mate), 2001 nucleotides long. The record is from the annotation of a GenBank genome assembly. NCBI's taxonomy places the organism in Eukaryota, Viridiplantae, Streptophyta, Magnoliopsida, Aquifoliales, Aquifoliaceae.